CACACACACACACACACACACACACAUUACCAUCAGGGAUAUGAAAAAUAAGUUGUAUUUUAAAAAUAUAUGAUUAGAUUUAAUUGCAGGAAGAAACAGACAGCGUUUUUAAAAGAUGAAUCUUAACCAAAUCGCUUGUCUGUACACAAAAAAACCCACUGUUUUAUCGCCAAGUUUAUUGUUUUAAAUGCCCCGGAACGCUUUACGAUACCCGGUGUUUGUCGCACGGACCCGUUUUCUCGUAACGCACCUUCGCGAGCGCCGUGCUGAGCUAGCCGUGUCUCGGCGGUGUCGGUGCGAUGGAGAAGCUGCAGGGGUUUGAGUUCUGGAGGAAGACCCUGCGUGCUGCACGCUUCGUCCUCGCCCCGAUGGUGGACCAGAGCGAGCUCGCGUGGCGGCUGCUGAGUCGCAGGCACGGGGCCGAGCUGUGCUACACACCCAUGCUGCACGCGCAAGUGUUCGUACGUGACGUCAACUACCGGCGAGAAAAUCUCUACAACGAAGUGAGCCCCGAGGACCGGCCCCUCAUUACACAGUUCUGUGCAAACGACCCCGAGGUGUUUGUCCAGGCCUCACUUUUAGCCCAGGACUACUGCGACGCCAUCGACCUCAAUUUAGGAUGCCCUCAGAUGAUCGCCAAACGAGGUCACUAUGGUGUGUUUCUGCAGGAUGAGUGGGACCUGCUGGAGAGAAUGAUUAAAUUAGCCAAUGAGAAGCUCUCCGUGCCAGUCACAUGCAAAAUCCGGGUUUUCCCAGAGAUUGAGAAAACAGUAAAAUACGCCAAGAUGCUGGAAAAAGCGGGUUGCCAGCUUCUCACCGUUCAUGGACGAACCAAAGACCAGAAAGGAGCACUGACCGGAGUGGCGAGUUGGGAACAUAUUAAAGCCAUACGAGAAGCUGUGAACAUCCCGGUUUUUGCUAACGGAAACAUUCAGCACCUGAGUGAUGUGCAGCGGUGCAUGGAGGAGACGGGAGUGCAGGGCAUCAUGAGUGCAGAACCAAUAAUAAACCAGGUUUGUUUUUGUGCGUGGACAGAGGGGAACCUGCACAACCCGGCGUUGUUUGAGGGCCGUAACCCACCGGUGUGGGAGAUGGUGGAGGAAUAUCUUGGUGUGGUGAAGAAACACACGCCAAGCACGCUAUCACACGUUCGAGCUCAUCUUUUCAAGCUCUGGCAUCACACGCUGCAGAUUCAUCAGGACCUGAGAGAAGAUUUAGCCAAAGCAAAGAACCUGGCAGGAAUCGAGGAGGUGAACAGACAGCUGAAGCGGCGCUGCCAGGAGGAGAUGGAGAAGGACGAAUCGGAGCGACAUCACACAGGGCUGCCGUUUCCUCACUGGAUCUGUCAGCCAUACGUCAGACCAGCACCGAAAGAUCCGAGCAGCGAGAACGGCGUGAAGGCGGUGAACAGGAAACGGGUACUGGAGGACAGCGACAGCUCCAACGACUCGCUCUCCAAGAACAAGCAGAAGAAGAAAGUCAGGAACCCGCAGAAGAACUUCUGCCCUGAGCUCAAACCAAAGUACAUCAAAUGUGAGCAAUGUGGCAACCCCAAAGGGAAUAAGUGCGUCUUCAACCUGUGCCGUGGCUGCUGUAAGAAAAAGGCCUAUAAGGAAGUGGCUGAUUGUCCAGGCCACGGCUUGAAGUUCAAGACGAAAGCGCUGAAGCAGAAGCUCGCAGAAGUCCAGACCGAGACCCCGAUCUCAUCUUAAACCUCUGCAUCGCUCAGUUUUUCCCCAAAACCAGGCUUUUGGAUGAGAGUUUAGUCUGCUGUAAACGCAACAACAAAGAUGUGCAUCUUAUUCACAUAGACAUGCAUCCGAAAACGAAUCCUGCUGCUGACGCGUUACUCCUUCACACUAUGAAUUUUCUUGGCAAAAAAGACACGCAAUUAAAAAUCUAAAUCUUGCAACAAAAUUUGUACGUAGGGUUUUAAAAAUUGUAGCUGCAAUUAAGCCCCGCCCCUGAAAAAUUCUGUGCGGUUUUACUGUAUUCACACUUUAACGCUCGGAUGUUUUUUAACCGAACAGAAUUAUUCAAGCGAUGCAUCUGGUUCUGUUUGAGCUGUGUUUUUUUUCCUAUUAAUUUAUUACGGUUUAGUUUUUAAACAGAACAGGUACAGGACAAGGCCACGCCCGAUAUUUGCCACAUGUUCAAUCCACACCAAAGAUUCUGCCGAUGUUCUGACGUUUGCACUGAAGAACAUUGGUGUUCUUGGCGAAAUCAGGACGCCGCGUCACAGCUGGAUUAUUUUAGUAGCGAUCCGAAAAUGCGUCUCAAGAGAUCGGACUCUUGGGUCGUUUUUCUUUUGAGGAUCAUUUGUGACGUUUUGUGUUUUUAAUGUUGAGGUUUUUACAAACAAUAAAAAAAAAAAAUUUUAAGAAACAA
Molecule: messenger RNA, 2388 nt
Organism: Silurus meridionalis
Lineage: Eukaryota; Metazoa; Chordata; Actinopteri; Siluriformes; Siluridae
Gene: dus1l
Product: dihydrouridine synthase 1-like (S. cerevisiae)
Exons: 14
Coding region: 300-1712 (470 amino acids)
Biological process (GO): tRNA processing
Molecular function (GO): tRNA dihydrouridine synthase activity; flavin adenine dinucleotide binding
Source: RefSeq, a predicted model, not a curated record